CCAUCACCAUCAGUUAUAGUAGAAACCUGUAGCUCCUGUUGCUGUAGUUGCUGUUUUCAAGAAGAAUGCUUUACCAUGGAAGGAGGACGGGCAUGACGGGCAGAAAGCGAUCGAGUAAAGGUGACGUCAUGGAACUUCCAGUAGAACUGUUUUGUCUGGGGUUGCCAGAAUUCAUUUUCCUUUUGAGGAUCAUAGCGUGCUCCACGAUAUGACAGCUGAAAUGUAAUCUCAACCUGAAUUAUUUGGACAAGAUUUUGUGUUCACAGCUCUUACAGCAGCAGGCAGUUGCUGACAUGAAUUCCAUCUACAUCACAGUUCUGUUGAUCACUGGAGUCAGUGUUGGUUAUGGUGACAGUAUAUCAACAAACUGUUUAAACGGGUUCACUAGUGAACUGUCACAAAUUCAGAAUAUAAGCUCCUUGAACAUCACAAUGAACAUCACAGGCCCUUCAGGGUUGAACAUUAGGAUUUCUGAUAGCGCAACUCAGUUAGAAUGCAACUGGGGGCACCAUGAAUGUCACAUAGAGUGUGAAUUUCUCAGUGGCACCAAGAACCUAAGCAGCCUACUGGAAGAGGAAAUAUGCGUACAAAAUAGCCAAGACACUCAACUUGACUUCAUCCUAAGUAAAUCCAAUAAAAGUUGUAAUGUCACAAUGUGCAGAGAAGACAGUGUAAUCACACUAAUGGAUGGAAUCAAUAACAUCAAUUCUACAGCAAAAGAAUUGAAAAGAUUGCUUAUUAUUAAAAACAUGUGUGCGGAUUUGUUUAAUAGCAAUAACAUUACAAAAUCAUACAUCAGGACAGAGAAAAAGUGCAUACUUGACAUCAUCAGGAUACCCUUUAAAGAGAAUAGAGAAGACUUUGACCUAGAGGACUUGGCCAUGACUGUGGUUAGGAUGGACAAGAGCACCGUUAAUGAUGAUUUUGUAAAGAUCAGUACUCCUCAGGUCUCAGAUCGUCUCCUGUCUGUGACUACAAUGAUCCCUGUGGAGCGUUUCCAAAAUGUUUCAGAAGAAAAGAGCAAGGUUGCUGUAGUUAUGUACUCCUCUGCCAAGCAGUUUAUGAUCAGCCAACGGAACAUAACGAUUUUGUCUCCAGUCAUUCGGAUUGAAGUUGUCGAUCAAAUCAUUAAAGAUUUGGCCAAGUCGCUUAGUAUCAAUUUCACACUGAAUAACAAUUCUGCAGUACCUGCAAACUAUUGCUUGUCAUGUCAGUACUAUGAUGAAGACAAUCACGAAUGGAUAGGCCGAAAAUGUCUCAGUCCCCGAGACUAUUAUAACGACAGCAACAUUGCAAACUGCUCGUAUGAUCACAUGACUCCCUUUGCUGUUCUUAUGGUUGACGUGCAAAUAGAUAAAACGCACUGGCAAAUCUUGUCGUAUAUAAGCUACAUUGGGUGUGGUAUCUCAGCACUUUUCUCUCUUGCCGCCAUCCUUAUCUUCUUUGUCAAGAGGACACCAACCGCAGACUCCUCCAACAGCAUCCAUGUAUCUCUGAGUGCCGCCCUGUUGCUCCUCAACACCAGCUUUCUGUUUAGCGAGUGGGCAGCCAGCUGGUCUAUAGAGGGCGUCUGCGUGUUCGUGGCUGUGAUGAUAGAGUACAGCCUGCUGUGCUGCUUCUCCUGGAUGGCCAUUGAAGCACUGCACGUGUACCUGCUUCUGAUUAAAGUGUUCAACACCUACAUCAGACACUACAUGGUCAAGCUGUCCUUGUUUGGCUGGGGGGUGCCUGCUCUUUUUGUUGGAGCAUCUCUGAGUGUGUACAAGGUUAAGGCUUUCUACGGCAGCAAGAAGGUGACAUUAACAGACACCACAGAUAAAACAACAAUCUGCUGGGUCACUGAUGUUUUCUUCCUGUACGGAAUGAACAUCGCCUACUACAGCAUCGUGUUCUUGUCAAACACGGCCGUUCUCUCGACAGUGGCCUCUCAGAUUUGUAAGCUACGGCGUUUGGGAUCCAAAGGCAAGAAGCUUCCUACUUGUAAGGACAUUAGUACUGUGCUGGGCCUGACCUGCCUGCUGGGAUUGACGUGGGGCUUGGCUUUUGUUACCUCUGGAUACACAAAUUACCCCGUCCUCUACCUCUUCUGCAUCUGCAACACCCUGCAAGGGUUAUUCAUGUUCCUGUGGGUCUAUGGGACGAUGAGGAAGAAUCGGCGUGUGGCGGCAGAAACCCUAUCUCCAACCGAGCCCUACAGCUCCACAGGCAAACCGAAUACCAGCAGCUCCCAUGACUUUUCCCACUACUCAUAACAGACUUUACAGGGUGCGGUCAGCAUUCACCAACACAGAAGCUUCUUCAGCUUUGCCACAGACAUCACUGGAUAUCAAGAUGAGAACUGUCACAAGCCAUAAUCAACUGCACAGUCUACCUUUCUCCAUUCACUUGUUUUAUCAACAUCACAACAAUUUUAAGCUUUAGAAGUCGAGUUCAUACUUUCAAUUUACUCUACAAUUCGUGUGUAGCUGCGCAAUUACAUAUUUAAUUACAUAGUAAUUUACCACUGAAUUACAUUUACAUUCAAUUUUCAUCCUAAAUCGACAGGUUCGAGUCUGCAAUACUGACCGUUUAUCUGUUUAUCUGUUUUUUUAACGGCAAGCAAUGACAAAAAACAUUGCAAAGACAAGAUUGUAUGCAUAACAAUAACUUUUUCAAAUUAAAAUUAUAAUAAAAUAUAUCCUGUUUUUUGAAACAGGUCACCAUGUGGCAGACUUGAUUUAUCUCCUGUGCAAGCUUACCAUGCUGUACCAAUAAGAGUCCUUGGGCAAGACUUCUAAUGCUACAUUAGCCUACCUCUGUAACAUGAUUAAGUCACUUUAGAUAAAAGCAUGUUCCAAAUGUAUAAAUGUAAAUGUAACUUAGGAAAGUUUA
Colossoma macropomum (tambaqui) is the source of this 2871-nucleotide messenger RNA. RefSeq names its product adhesion G-protein coupled receptor G2-like. Bases 294 to 2252 code for a protein of 652 amino acids. Gene Ontology annotation, molecular function: G protein-coupled receptor activity. Gene Ontology annotation, biological process: adenylate cyclase-activating G protein-coupled receptor signaling pathway; cell surface receptor signaling pathway. Lineage: Eukaryota; Metazoa; Chordata; Actinopteri; Characiformes; Serrasalmidae. The record is from RefSeq and is a predicted model, not a curated record. Gene Ontology annotation, cellular component: membrane. The transcript is spliced from 15 exons.